Scylla paramamosain (green mud crab) is the source of this 4805-nucleotide messenger RNA. Its product is annotated as mucin-2-like. The record is from RefSeq and is a predicted model, not a curated record. The transcript has 3 exons. Bases 185 to 4390 code for a protein of 1401 amino acids. Lineage: Eukaryota; Metazoa; Arthropoda; Malacostraca; Decapoda; Portunidae.
CAUCAACUCGGAAAAAAAAAAAAAAAUGUAAAUAGAACUCGGGUCGUGCGUCCUGAUCAGUGUUAUGAAUAUAAGGGAAAUAGAGGACGCCUUUUGAACUGAGCCCUUGUGAGCGGCGUGAGGACGUAUGUGAUGUGUUUUUUUUAUUUUCCCCAAGUGGAUUACCUACGAAUUGAAAUUGAAGAUGGAGCAUACUUCAAAAGCAAAUGCUCAAGAAGUCAGCACACUAGUCAUAUCUCAGCCCAUCUGUCAUCCAAGCCUAAACACUUAUGGGGAGGCUCAGCUGAAACUGCUGAAAGUAUUCUGCUACACAUGUAAGAAGCAGGUGGAGGGAGCAGAGGUCUUGACACACCUGUUCUUUGGAACAAUUAAGUGUAAAAACUGUUAUGAAGUGUUAAAUACUUGCAUUGUGUUCAAAAAGCAGUUCCCAGUGACCAGCAACUGCUAUGCAAGCAAGGAUGGUCACUGUUUGGUAUGGAAAGAAUUGCCUGUAGCCUAUGUGAUGCAGAAUAUAAGAACAGACAUGUCUAAGAAGUCCACCACCAUACUGACUGCUCAUGAGGUCGCUGCCAGUGCUUCGACCUACGUACAUACCAUCAUGCCUCUCAGGGAGCUAGAUCCCUGGAGGACAGCCAUGUCCUACAUGAUUGAGAAUCCUCUGCUGCUUAACCUCAAGGAUCUGCCACCACCAAUACAGCCCUGCAGGAUCACCAGGCAACAGAUCUCCUCAAAGCAGCAGAUGGCCCAGCCCAAAUCCGAUCCAGUGACACGUCAAGUAUUGCCGCUGGAGAAAGGGCAGAAGAGGUCCCAGGAAAGUAUGCCACCAGCGAAGAGGAGAAACGUGCCGCAUGCACCUGCUGUAGCAGAGGCAAUCACUCCUGACAAAACAGAAGCCACCCCUGCCACAGAAGAAACCAAGCCUAGAAGACAUGCUUCCUGUGCUGCCCUACGGGUCAUCCGAACAUUACUUACCAAGAGUAUCAAGACAGAGACACCAUCUUCCAAAACGACACUUGUUCCUAACACCAGCCUUGCCCAGUGUCAGUCGACCUCUGCCUCACUGGGCAGUAGAGAGACAAACAUUUCUGCUGCCAGAUCAGAGAUGCACACUGCCCCUGCCAGGAAUGAUGCAAACACUUCUCCUGCUAAGACAGACACAAACAUUUGUCCUGCCACUACAGAUACACACAGUUUCCCUGCUAGGGUAGACCCACAUACUUGCCCUGUCAAGAGUUCCACUCUUCCAGAUGGGAUGUGCACCUCUAACACUACAAAACUUAAUUCUCCUUGCAAAGAGAUGAAACAUGUUUCUUCAGUAACCUCAAAAGCAAAUGCUCAAGAAGUCAGCACACUAGUCAUAUCUCAGCCCAUCUGUCAUCCAAGCCUAAACACUUAUGGGGAGGCUCAGCUGAAACUGCUGAAAGUAUUCUGCUACACAUGUAAGAAGCAGGUGGAGGGAGCAAAGGUCUUGACACACCUGUUCUUUGGAACAAUUAAGUGUAAAAACUGUUAUGAAGUGUUAAACACUUGCAAUGUGUUCAAAAAGCAGUUCCCAGUGACCAGCAACUGCUAUGCAAGCAAGGAUGGUCACUGUUUGGUAUGGAAAGAAUUGCCUGUAGCCUAUGUGAUGCAGAAUAUAAGAACAGACAUGUCUAAGAAGUCCACCACCAUACUUACUGCUCAUGAGGUCGCUGCCAGUGCUUCGACCUACGUACAUACCAUCAUGCCUCUCAGGGAGCUAGAUCCCUGGAGGACAGCCAUGUCCUACAUGAUUGAGAAUCCUCUGCUGCUUAACCUCAAGGAUCUGCCACCACCAAUACAGCCCUGCAGGAUCACCAGGCGACAGAUCUCCUCAAAGCAGCAGAUGGCCCAGCCCAAAUCCGAUCCAGUGACACGUCAAGUAUUGCCGCUGGAGAAAGGGCAGAAGAGGUCCCAGGAAAGUAUGCCACCAGCGAAGAGGAGAAACAUGCCGCAUGCACCUGCUGUAGCAGAGGCAAUCACUCCUGACAAAACAGAAGCCACCCCUGCCACAGAAGAAACCAAGCCUAGAAGACAUGCUUCCUGUGCUGCCCUAAAGAUCAUCCAAGCAUUACGUGUCAAGAGUAUCAAGACAGAGACACCAUCUUCUCAAAUGACAUUUGCCCCUAAGACCAGCCUUGCCCUGAGUCAGUUGACCUCUGCCUCACCACCCACCCCAUCUGAUGAGAUAACGGUUUUUCAUGCCAAGACACACACACCCCCUGCCAUGACAAACACACACACUUCCCCUGCUAAGACAAACACACACACUUCCCCCGCUAAGAUAAACACACACACUUCCCCUGCUAAGACAAACACACAUGCUUCCCCUACCAUGACAAACACGCACACUUCUUCUGCUAAGACAGACUCACACACUUCCUGUGCUAAGACAGACUCACACACUUCCUGUGCUAAGACAGACACACACACUUCUUGUGCUAAGAUAGACACACACAUUUCUCCUGCUAGGAGACGCACUUCCCCUGCUAAGACGAGCACACACACUUCCCCUGCUAAGAUGAGCACACACACUACCCCUGCCACACCAGACACACACACUUCCCCUGCUAAGACGAGCACACACACUUCCCCUGCCACACCAGACACACACACUUCCCCUGCUAAGACGAGCACACACACUUCCCCUGCCACACCAGACACACACACUUCCCCUGCUAAGAUGAGCACACACACUUCCCCUGCCACACCAGACACACACACUUCCCCUGCUAAGACGAGCACACACACUUCCCCUGCCACACCAGACACACACACUUCCCCUGCUAAGAUGAGCACACACACUUCCCCUGCCACACCAGACACACACACUUCCCCUGCUAAGAUGAGCACACACACUUCCCCUGCCACACCAGACACACACACUUCCCCUGCUAAGAUGAGCACACACACUUCCCCUGCCACACCAGACACACACACUUCCCCUGCUAAGACGAGCACACACACUUCCCCUGCCACACCAGACACACACACUUCCCCUGCUAAGAUGAGCACACACACUUCCCCUGCCACACCAGACACACACACUUCCCCUGCUAAGACAAGCACACACACUUCCCCUGCCACACCAGACACACACACUUCCCCUGCCACACCAGACACACACACUUCCCCUGCCACACCAGACACACACACUUCCCCUGCUAAGACAAGCACACACACUACCCCUGCCACACCAGACACACACACUUGGCCUGCUAGGAGAUGCAUUUUCCCUGCUAAGACAGAUACACACUCUUCCCCUGCUAAGACAAGCACACACACUUCCCCUGCCACACCAGACACACACACUUCCCCUGCUAAGACAAGCACACACACUUCCCCUGCCACACCAGACACACACACUUCCCCUGCCACACCAGACACACACACUUCCCCUGCCACACCAGACACACACACUUGGCCUGCCAGGAGAUGCAUUUUCCCUGCUAAGACAGAUACACACUCUUCCCCUGCUAAGACAGACACACCCACUUCCCCUGCCACACCAGACACACACACUUCCCCUGCCACACCAGACACACACAGUUUCCCUGCCACACCAGACACACACACUUGCCCUGCCACACCAGACACACACACUUGCCCUGCCAGGUGUAUUUCCCCAUCUAAGACAGACACACAUUCUUCCUCUUCCAGGAGAUGCACUUUGUCACACCUUGCUAAGAUGAACACCUUCCUUACCAAAACAUGCAGCUCUCCAGCCAGGAGAGACACGUCCUCAACCAGAACACACACUUCCUCUGUCAGCAUAUCCAUGUCUCCUAUAAGGAAGUGGUCUUCCCCUGUCAAGACAGUUCCUUCCCCAGCUCAGUCCACUUUUGCAAAAAAACAUAUUUCUGGUGAGGGACAGUCUUUCAAUUCUAUGACACAUACCUCCCUUUCCUUUGUCAGGAAAUCUAUUAUCCCUUCUAAGGUGAUCACUUCCCCUCACCAAGCCUCCAUCAUAGACAAGGGCAUGUCAUGUGCCUUCAGGCCAGGCCCAAAAAGCACAAACAAUGAACACACUUUUCAGACCUUACCCAAGGAGGAUUUGCAAGUUCCUCCCAGGCCCCAAUACAUUCCUGCUGAAGUGUUUGCCACUGGACACUACCUGGAGGUGAAAUGGAAGAAGGGCACACCUAAGGAGUGCCCUAAUUGUUACUGCAAGAACUUUGUAAACAGGAGCAUUUUUCUGUCAAGCUCAGUAGUGAAGAUGGUAUGUCAGGAGUGUGAGCUGUACAUUUACAUCCACCCUCAUCCUGAUAGAUUCAUACUUUUCCUUGCCGAAAAAUACAAGAAAGCCUUGCCAAGGUGCAUCAAUGUCAACACCUACAAAAUGGAACCUGUCCAGCUGGGGCCACGGGACUGAGGAACUGGACUUACUGCCCAUACUAACUUAUAUAUAUAUAUAUAUAUAUAUAUAUAUAUAUAUAUAUAUAUAUAUAUAUAUAUAUAUAUAUAUAUAUAUAUAUAUAUAUGAUGGCUAAUUUAGCAUUUAUUAACUUUUUAAAUAAGAUAGUUUCUUUAUAUCCUAUGAUUGUCCUUUUAUCUUUUAACUGAAUGUAAGUAAAACUGAAAAAAAUAUGUAUAAAGUUAAGAAAAAUUGAUUACUAAGAAAUGUAUAUGUACAUUUAAACAGCUAUAAUAGAAAACAUGGAUUUUGAGGCUCCAGUUGUAUAUUAUCUGAGCACAUAUUUUAUUGAGAAUUGUACCUCAUUACAUGUUGCAUAAUGACAAGUUAUAGUAAUGGUUGUAAAAAUAAAAUAUUGUUAUCUGCUAUAUAA